Molecule: messenger RNA, 3248 nt
Organism: Mya arenaria
Lineage: Eukaryota; Metazoa; Mollusca; Bivalvia; Myida; Myidae
Exons: 2
Coding region: 58-2568 (836 amino acids)
Biological process (GO): DNA integration
Molecular function (GO): nucleic acid binding
Source: RefSeq, a predicted model, not a curated record
UCUGUUCCUACAGAAGAACAGGCAGUCACCUUGAUAGUUGGCACACAGUCAGCUUUGAUGAAAAAUGGUAAUUUGCGCCUUCACAAGAUUGCCUCGAACAGUAUGAAUGUGUUGAAUGCUUUACCCCGUGAAGAUUUAGCCAGAAAUCUAACAGAUAUAGACCUUUCCUGUAGUGAGAUUCCAUUACAACACAGCCUAGGACUCUGCUGGAAUAUAAAGAAUGACACUUUCACGUUUCAAGUAUCCAAAGAUGUGAAACCGUUCACACGCCGUGGCAUUUUGUCUACAAUAAAUAGUGUUUACGACCCUGUGGGUUUUGUGGCGCCUGUUGUGAUUACAGGGAAGUUACUCUUGCAAGAUUUAGUGUCUGUAAACCAGGAAUGGGAUGAUUCCCUACCAGAAGAUAAAAUCACCGUAUGGCAAGACUGGUGCUCCUCUCUUAGUAGUUUGAAUAUGUUAGAAAUCCCUCGUCACUGCACACAGUCGUCAUGUGAGGCUACCAAGGAACUACAUGUGUACAACGAUGCGUCAGAAAGGGUGAUAGCCGCCGUAGCUUACAUUAUCUCAUCCCACGAUAGUUCCCAGCACCAGACCAGUUUUGUUUUGGGCAAGACAAAGGUGGCACCCCGCAGUGGUCACACCAUUCCUAGAUUAGAAUUAUGUGCCGCUGUGUUAGGUAUCGAAGUUGCUUGCACGGUACUGACAAACAUUGACAUAGAUUUCACUCAAAUCAAAUAUUAUUCGGACAGCAAGGUUGUGCUAGGCUAUAUAGGCAACAAAACAAGACGCUUUUACACGUAUGUUUCUAACCGGGUACAGAAGAUUCUGUCUCACUCAUCGCCAGAGCAGUGGUACUACGUACCAACACACCUCAAUCCUGCAGACAUUGGCACCAGAGGAGUUUCAGCAACAGACCUAGCAAAAAGCGCCUGGCUGAAAGGGCCAACCGUCUCGGAGGGACACUGUAAGCAACACUCGAGCUUUGAGUUGCUUGAUCCAGACCAGGAUCCAGAAAUCAGAGUGCAAACCUUAGCCACCAACAUCGAAGCGAAAAAAUCUUUUGACUCUAAACGCUUCAGCAGGUUCUCAGAUUGGUUACGGCUAAAACGUGCGAUUGCUUGUUUACAACACAUUGCGGAAUCUUACCACACCAAGAAAUGUAAUGGCUGGCAUAUUUGCUUUGAGACUGAUUACCAGAAAGCUGAAGCAUUCAUUUUGAAAACUGUCCAGAAAGAAGCUUAUGCAGAUGAGUACAUGUCUUUGUGCAAUGGGAAACUUGUGUCCAAAGGUAGCCCUAUAGCAAGUUUGAACCCUUUUGUAGAUCAUGAUGGAAUUCUACUUGUUGGCGGCAGGCUACAGAAAUCUAUACUGACUAAUCGUGAGAUGCACCCCGCUAUCAUUUCAAGAAAAUGUCAUGUAGCAUCUCUACUUAUACGACAUUACCAUAAGAAUGUCCAGCAUCAAGGCAGACACUUCACAGAAGGUGCUAUUCGAGCUCAGGGGUACUGGAUCGUUGGGGCGAAACGACUCAUCUCAUCUGUGAUUCACAACUGUGUCCAGUGUAGAAAGCUUCGAGGACGGCAUGCAGAGCAGAUCAUGGCUGACCUGCCCAAGGAUCGUGUUGAACCAGCUCCACCAUUCACAUAUGUUGGCGUUGAUACCUUCGGCCCAUGGAAUGUGGUGACCCGCAAGACUCGUGGUGGUCAAGCUAGUAGUAAGCGAUGGGCAAUUUUAUUUACUUGUCUCACCAUCCGUGCUAUCCAUAUUGAAGUUGUGCCAGAAAUGUUAUAUUCAGCCUUCACUAACGCAUUGCGAAGAUUCAUAGCUCGAUAUGGAAAUGUGAAGUUGUUCCGGUCUGAUAGAGGAACAAACUUUGCAGGUCCAGUGAAUGAGUUAGGUAUUGAUGCUGUGAAUGUUGAGGACGGUGAAGUUCAUAGACUGCUGAAAAAUAAUGGUGUUGUGUGGGUAUUUAACCCGCCCCAUACACCUCAUAUGGGUGGUGUCUGGGAGCGCAUGAUUGGGACAGGGAAGCGCAUACUUAAUUCAAUGCUUUGUGAAACGUCUAUUAGAGACCUCACUCACGAUGUACUCAUUACUUUAAUGGCAGAAGUGUGUUCUAUAGUCAACGCUAGACCCAUAGUUCCAGUGGCUACAGACAGUAGUGUUCCUGAAAUACUGAGUCCAUCCUCAAUUCUGACUCAGAAGGUGGAUUUCGUGACCAAAGAGUUUGAGCAUUUAAAUUUGAAGGACAUAUACAAAUCCGAAUGGAGACGUGUCCAGGUGCUCGCAAACCAGUUUUGGCAACGCUGGAGGUCUGAAUAUCUCCAAACACUCCAAACGAGAUCUAAGUGGCAACGCGAACAUUGUAACAUUAAACCAGAUAAUAUCGUUUUAGUGAAAGACUGCAAUGUCCCGAGAAAUAGAUGGCCAUACGGUAUAGUUGAGAAGGUGUUUCCCAAUGAUGAUGGAAAGGUUCGAAAGUUGUGUGUGAGAAUGUACAACGAAGGAAAAUUGACUGUUUUUACAAGGCCAAUAAGUGAACUUGUAUUGCUCGUUGAAAGUGAUUAACUGAUUAGAAACAGUUCAGUAACCGUAUAAACUGUUUAGACAUUUAAGACAGUGUAUCAGUGAAACUUCAUAAUUGAAGAUGUGUUAAUUUGUCAUGUUUGUAACAAUAAUUGUUGACCAAGUGUAAGAUUACAUUGUUUUCUAGUUAUGUUCAGCAAUUUUCAAAUUUGUGAAUUUUGUAUGAGUCUUAUGUAAUCAGUAACAUUAUUUUCUUACAUUUUGUUCUGAAACUUAAGAAUAAUUAUUGGCAAAUUGAUUUAGAUUUUUUCUUUUAAUUACUCUUGUUUAGACAUCUUUGAUUUCAUGUUAAGGUAUUUGAUCCCUGAAAGUGUGAAUUAAGGUGGCACAUCCAUAUAUAUUUUUAAGGUAGAUCAAGCAUUGCAAUUGUAUUUUGGUUAAUAGUGAUAUAUAAUAUCAGACGGGGAGUGUCAUGGAACUGUAUAUUCGCAUUUUAUGCGAACUGUUUUGUCUUGCCGGUAAUUUCACUUUGUGGUAGUUGUCUUAUCUUUGGUUUCAUUUUUCAUUCGUAAGAAAAACGUUUUCGCACAUGUUAAAGAAGAUUUUUAUGUUGAAUGUCCAUUUAGAGUCCGCACAGUCUUCUUACCGAUUUGACACCAAUAAAGAUGGUAUGGUUUACAUGGCUGUUAUUUGUUUAUUAGACAACAUUGAGGCAGUUAUAG